Messenger RNA from Drosophila arizonae, 1022 nucleotides. RefSeq names its product trypsin beta. Gene Ontology annotation, biological process: proteolysis. Lineage: Eukaryota; Metazoa; Arthropoda; Insecta; Diptera; Drosophilidae. The record is from RefSeq and is a predicted model, not a curated record. Gene Ontology annotation, molecular function: serine-type endopeptidase activity.
AUAAAACUCAAUAGUCGAUGGUGUAGCUGGCCAAGUUCAAUGGUGUUGUAUGUAAACAGCGGGCACAGGUGUUUUACCUGCAGCUGUAAUGUGAACACGAUGUUGGGUAAGGUAAGUAACGCAGCCUCUCGACCUUUUCAUAUGGUUUUCCCAGCCACACCAAGUCCAUAUAAAGGGCGGAUAGGUGCGUCGCGUGCGACAGUUGAUUCAUAGCCUUCGUUACAAGCUGAAGAUGCAUAUUGUCUUGGUGCUGCUUCUAUUGGAGAGCUGCUGGGCUCUUAGGCCGACGGCAGCUGAGCGCAGGCGUGAACCACGCGUGGUGGGCGGGCAACGCAUCGAGGUGAAUUCGCAGCCGCAUAUGGUGAAUAUCAGACAUCGUGGCGGCUUUCAGUGCGGUGGAUCUUUGGUGACUCCACGCUGCGUCUUGACCGCCGCCCACUGCCUGCAGUCGAAGCAGCACAGACCGUCGGAUUACGUGGUGCGUGGCGGCGUGACCUAUUUGACAGAUAUGAGCAAUGGACGCGCCGUGAAUCGUAUUCUGAUGCCCCGUGGCUAUAAUUUAACCACUUUUGACCAGGAUGUGGCACUGCUGCAGCUGCAGAAUCCACUGCACGGUGAGCACAUUGAGCCCAUCCAGCUGGCCAGGCAGCCGCCGCGUCCGGGCAGCUAUGUGCGUGUCUCAGGCUGGGGACUGACCGAUGAGCGUUCACUCCAGCUGCCCAAUCAGCUGCACAGUGUGCAGGUGAAGGUGCUGCCCCGCCUCAAGUGCCAGCAGCUCUAUCAGGGCUACAGGAAUAUAACGGAUAGCAUGUACUGCGCCUCGGUGGCUGGCUAUAAGGACGCGUGCAAUGCGGACUCCGGCGGGCCGGCGGUCGACAUGGAUGGCCAGCUGGCGGGCAUCGUCUCCUGGGGCAAGGCCAAUCGCUGUGCCCACGAGGACAGUCCAGGUGUGUACACAAGCGUGGCGCACCUAUACGACUGGAUAGUCCACAAUAUGCUCAGAUAUUGCCACUGAUAUCUGU